AUGCCCGAGCGGGUUCGCACCGUCUUCGCCGACCAGGACGAGGCACCGCCAGCACCUGUCGCGAAACAAGAAAAGCCAACAAACACGACGGAACCCCCCAAAUCAGACCACGCUGAAAAGAAGAGCACCGAAAAAUCCUCUAGCUCGAAGAAGAACAAGAAGCGGAAGCGCGAGGAACUUGUGGAUGGAGAGCCUCGAACGGAGAAGAAGCCGAUCGGAUCGCAAACCGCUGAUGGCCCUCAGAACGGAAAAGAUGAAGAGUUAGCUAGGAGUGGAGCUACUACAAAACCACCGAAAGAUAAAGAGAGCCACCGGGGCCAGAAACCGAAGAAACAUCACCGGGUAUCUAAAGAUGAUGAGAACGGAGGGAAGUUCGCUUCUCUGAAGAAAAAAGCGCAAGCACUAUAUGAGAUUCGCAAAAACCUCCCUAUCUUCGCUCACGGUGACGAGAUCCGGAAAGACCUUCGCAGGAACGAUGUUAUGCUCUUGAUUGGUGAAACUGGUAGCGGAAAAAGUACGCAGAUUCCACAGUUUUUGGUGAACGAGUCGUGGUGUCGGCCGACGAAGACUACGAUCGCUCAGGAUGAUGGGACUCAGAAGGAAGCCCUGGUCGGCGGGUGUAUCGCCAUUACGCAGCCUAGACGUGUUGCUGCGAUUUCGCUAGCUCGGCGUGUUGCAGAGGAGAUGGGGACGCCAUUGGGCUCUUCAUCGCCUGCGAGUACAGUUGGAUACUCGGUGCGAUUUGAUACAUCUGCUUCGCCGAGCACGAAGGUGAAGUUUUUGACGGAAGGAAUGUUGCUUCAGGAGAUGUUGCAUGACCCGUGGUUGACGAAGUACAGCGCAAUUGUUGUCGAUGAAGUCCACGAGCGCGGCGUGAAUGUUGACUUAGUUAUGGGGUUUUUGAGGAACUUGGUCUCUGGGAAAAAGAAGGGGAGGGGAGGUGUGCCACUUAAGGCUGUGGUUAUGAGUGCCACAGCUGAUAUGGAGAGUCUACAAGGGUUCUUUACGGAAGGCUUUCAGGGUCGACAAAUCAAAGACAUUGAAAAGGAAUCGAAGGACGGCAUCGCCAUAUGUCAUAUCAAGGGUCGCCAGUAUCCUGUCAAAACGAUAUACUCGCCGGAACCGGUGCAUGAUUUUGUCGAUGCAGCGCUGAAGGUUAUUUUUCAAAUACACUAUAAAGAGCCUAUCCCAGGUGACAUUCUAGUUUUCCUGACUGGGCAGGAGACUGUCGAGGCGUUGGAGAACUUGGUCAACGAGUAUGCUACAGGGAUGGAUCCGUCAUUGCCAAAGAUACAAGUACUUCCACUAUUCGCGGCGCUUCCACAGGUGGCUCAGCAGCGAGUCUUUGCUCCAGCGCCACCGCGCACCCGCAAAAUCAUCCUGGCUACGAACAUUGCGGAGACGUCCGUCACAGUGUCAGGUGUGCGGUUCGUUGUGGAUUGUGGAAAGGCGAAAAUCAAGCAAUUCCGAACCCGCCUGGGCUUGGAUUCGCUGCUCGUCAAACCCAUUUCAAAAUCAGCUGCCAUCCAACGUAAAGGUCGUGCGGGUAGAGAGGCCCCCGGUCAGUGCUACCGAUUAUAUACGGAGAAGGACUACCUUGCGCUGGAUGAGGUCAAUACACCGGAAAUCCUGCGAUGUGACCUGAGUCAGUCUAUCCUCAACAUGAAGGCCCGUGGAGUCAACAAUGUUAUUGAAUUCCCGUUCUUGACGAGGCCUCCACGAGAAGCUUUGGAGAAGGCCCUUCUUCAGUUGCUCAGCAUCGAGGCCCUCGAGGAGACUGGCAAGAUCAGUGCGAUUGGGUCGCAUAUCGCUAAGCUUCCACUCACACCAACCUUAGGUCGGGUGUUGCUUGCGGCAUCAGACUUCGGCCCAGAUUGUCUGAUUGAUGUAAUCGACAUUAUAUCGUGUCUGAGCGUGGAGAACAUAUUUCUGAAUACUACGUCAGAAGAGAAGAAGGAAGCAGCCGAAACAGCGAGACGCGAUAUAUAUCGGAGAGAAGGUGACCAUCUUACGAUGUUAGCGACUGUACGAGCCUACGCAUCAGAGAACACCGAUCGGAAGGCAUGGGCUGAGCGGCAUCUGGUCUCGCACCGGGCGAUGCAGUCUGUCAUGGACGUCCGCAAGCAACUUACGGCUCAAUGCCGACAAGCCAAGCUGCUUCCGAGUUCCACCGAGUCACAAGAUUCGAACUCAACCAUCCGAGAGCCAUCUCCUGUCUUGAUCCUGAGAAGCUUCUUGCGAGGGUUUUCCACGAACACCGCUCGUCUCGUCCCAGAUGGGAGCUACCGCACCGUUGUGGGGAACCAGAUGGUGGCGAUUCACCCCUCCAGUGUCCUGUUUGGUAAAAAGGUGGAGGCGAUCCUGUACAACGAGUUCGUGUUUACGAAUCGCAGCUAUGCGCGAGGGGUGAGCGCAGUGCAGAUGGAUUGGGUGGGAGAGGCCUUGGCUGGGGAGUAA
Molecule: messenger RNA, 2457 nt
Organism: Aspergillus versicolor CBS 583.65
Lineage: Eukaryota; Fungi; Ascomycota; Eurotiomycetes; Eurotiales; Aspergillaceae
Product: putative ATP-dependent RNA helicase (Hrh1)
Exons: 2
Coding region: 1-2457 (818 amino acids)
Cellular component (GO): catalytic step 2 spliceosome; intracellular anatomical structure
Molecular function (GO): RNA binding
Source: RefSeq, a predicted model, not a curated record